This is a messenger RNA of Spirometra erinaceieuropaei, 1247 nucleotides long. The record is from the annotation of a GenBank genome assembly. Lineage: Eukaryota; Metazoa; Platyhelminthes; Cestoda; Diphyllobothriidea; Diphyllobothriidae.
AUGGAACACCGCGUCGGCGCCGUCGUGACGAGGCUGUCUGACACACCGCUGGUCAGCCGGUUGGUGGUGGAACGUCGCAUCGGCAUCGUCUAGACGAGGCUCCGCCUGGUACGCCGUUGAUCAGCCGGUGGGAUGGAUCUCCGAAUUGGCACCGUCGACACGCGCCCAUCUGGUGCACCGUAGGAGACCGCAGGCUUGCGGCAAUGCCGUAAGCCAUUGGCAAAUUCGAGUCGUUCUUCCACUGCCAAAAAAACUCGUGGCCCACAGUGGAGUUCGGCCGCGCCGGCACAUCAAGCAGCCCCUAUUCAGGGGUCAGGGCACUGCUUCCUUCGGGGGGGCCUGGAAAAGCUGGCCUAAAAAUUGCUGGUGAACCACGUCGUCUGCUGGCGCACCGUGGUCGCAGACGCAAAACUCACGGUCGAAACAAUCAAACUCGAAACAACAACAACAACAACCAUAUUCAUUCUCCUCAUCCUACCUCUUCUACCUCUACCUCCGUCUAUUCUUCUGCCUAUUCUUCUCCUUCGUCAUCUUCUUCUCCACCUCCUUCCCAUCGCCCCACUCGUUUUCCCCAGACUGACAGGGUGAGCCCGCUCACUCUGGCAGCCUGGAAUGUUCGUUCCCUUUUAGACAAUCCGAGGAGCAACCGACCGGAACGGAGGACGGCGGUAGUGGCACGAGAACUGGCGCGCUACAAGGUGGACAUCGCCGCACUCAGCGAGACCCGAUUAUCCGAACAAGGCCAACUGGAGGAGGUGGGUGCCGGUUACACCUUCUUCUGGAGUGGCCGACCCAGGGCAGAGCGACGAGACGCGGGCGUCGCCUUCGCCAUCCGGACCGACAUUGUGGGACGACUGCCCUGUUUGCCGCAGGGCAUCAACGAUCGCCUGAUGAGCCUCCGCCUGCCUCUCUGGGGAGGCAAAUUCGCCACCAUCAUCAGCGCCUACGCUCCGACGAUGACCAACCCCGACGCCGUCAGAGACAAAUUCUACGAGGACCUGCACGCCCUCUUGGCGACUGUGUCGAAGGCGGACAAGUUGAUUGUCCUUGGUGACUUCAACGCCCGCGUCGGCACAGACCAUACUGCCUGGAGAGGAGUGCUGGGUCCCCACGGUCUCCGCGGCUCCAACGACAACGGCCUGCUUCUCCUCCGCACCUGCGCAGAACACCGCCUCACCCUGACGAAUACCUUCUUCUGUCUGCCGGAGCGAGAGAAGGCCACCUGGAGGCAUCCUCGGUCGCGUUAG